This is a messenger RNA of Prinia subflava (tawny-flanked prinia), 7794 nucleotides long. It is a transcript of the gene HTR2C, whose product is annotated as 5-hydroxytryptamine receptor 2C. Gene Ontology annotation, cellular component: dendrite; plasma membrane. Lineage: Eukaryota; Metazoa; Chordata; Aves; Passeriformes; Cisticolidae. The transcript has 5 exons. The record is from RefSeq and is a predicted model, not a curated record. Gene Ontology annotation, molecular function: neurotransmitter receptor activity; G protein-coupled serotonin receptor activity. The coding region runs from base 1719 to 3224 and encodes 501 amino acids. Gene Ontology annotation, biological process: chemical synaptic transmission; feeding behavior; locomotory behavior.
UGGCCAGUGUGACCCGGGUGUGGCUGGGAUGCUGGCAGCGGUGCCAGUGCCAGGGCACUGCAGUGGGGCUGGCUCACAGGGCUCACUUGCACUCCCAGGACAGUGGUGAAGGUGUGCCAGGCCUCACUCCCUGCCCCUGAUGUGGGCACUCCUGCUAGCUGCCCCUUCCAUUCCUGACUCCUGGGGUGCUCUCCCUCCCCACCCCGGGCCAGGGCUGCUGCCCGGGCUCGCUGUCUGCCCGCACAGGGGUGACACUGGCACUGGAGCCGCGGGCGUUCGCAUCCUCGACAGCCACACGCGAGCAAUGUGCCUUUAAGACUAGCAGGAGAGCAAUAGUAUCUCCCUCCCUCCUGUUAAUUGUAGCAUGUUUUCAGCCAUGCUUUCCAGUCACAUUCGCAGGCUGUGAGCCGAGAGGGAGCAGCGCUGCCGCCCGCCAGCCCCGCCGGUGCCCGCAGGUGAUGGGGCAGCGCCCGGCCCCGCUCAGCCCCGUGCCCGCAGCCGGAGCCCACCGUGCCUGAGCUUGGCUGGGCUGCCCACAUCGCUCCCCUCGUGUCCCUCUCCUCCUCGGCCUCCAGCCGCAGGGUCAGACCCUCCGGGUCCCGCGGGAGCUCCGCGCCGGAGCCCGGGGAUCUGCAGCGGGUGAUGCAGCGGGGAGCUGCAUGUGUGCAGACUGCCCGGGGAUGCAGUGGGCUGCGGGGGGAUCGCCCGGCGCCCUGAGCACAGAGUGACUGCAACUAGCACGAGGUUGGGACUACUCGUGGGAAGAUGCCCUGCGUGUCUCCGGUCACUCCUCUCCGGCCUCACCGCAGAAUAUUUGGAGUUGCUGGCUUUCCUCUGCCGAGGGGGGACAAAGGCAGAGGCCUCCAGAGGGUUAAGAGCAUCUGCUUUUACGCCAAGUGUUUGAGCAGGAAAUAAUCUGCAGAGAUACAUGUGCAGCAAUUCAACUGCUGCUGCUCUCGCAGGCAGCCGCGGCUGCAGCUCGCCGUGUGAGAGGAGCCGUGCUGCUCACAGAAGAUGCUUUCUUGGCGUGUCCGAAGCUCCAGGCAUGGCAGCAGAGCCCCGGCUGUCUGAGCUGGGGUAAAUGUCUCCAUCCUAGAGGAAUUAUGUUGACCUGCUGGCUCUGUCGGCUCACGGAGAGGUCUCCCUGGCACGUCUGAGCCUCCUCCCCAGUGAGCAGUGCAGCCCAGUGCCAUCCACGGGGUCAGAGCGCUUCCAGAAGAGCCCGCGGAAUUCCUGCUGGGAGAGCCCCGAGCCACAGGCACAGCAAACCUGCCCAGCUCACCCUCACACCCAGGCCUCAAACCUCCCUGGGGACAGCUGCCAGAGGGGCUGACCUUCCCUGUUCCCUGCUGUGCUGCCCGGAUCCUGUCCCAUGGCUGGUGGAACCCCGCGUCCCCACGGUUCUGCGUGAGAUCCUCGCCGCGCUCGCCCACGGCCGCUCCCUGCUGCAGCCCCUGCCAGCAGUGCUGCACCACCACCCACCAGAUGUGCAAGAGGCUGCACAGAGCUCCCCUCCCCGAGCACAGGUGCUCUCUGUCAAGGAAAAAAAUGGUGAACUUGGAAACCAGCUGGAGAUUGCAAAGUCUCCUUUCCCUUGAGGCUGGCGGUCAGUGGUCGUCAUCUGCCACACCCAAGGGAACUAGAGGAGCUCCACGCUAACUUCUCUAAGCUCUGCUUCACUAUGGAAGAUCAAAUGAUUUUCUGGCUCAGGUUUUGUGAUGUUCGGCACCUGCCUUGGACCUGGAAUUUGGAGAAGGGAUCGUCUCCGAGGCACGGCUGAGAGCCAGAGCAACCAGCCCCGGACAAUGAGCACUUUGAGUAGCACUGGAAUAUUGCUCAGCUUAACAACAGUGUCUGUUACACUGGAUUUUAGUUUGCAUGGUGGUCUGAUGGCUUGGUCCCUGAGCAGCAAUUUGACUCUGAACCAGAGUUUGCCUACAUCUGAUCCUCUCAACUCCUCUGAGAAGGGCGAAGUCUCUCGCAUGUCCGUGAGGGAGAAGAAUUGGCCGGCCCUCCUGAUCUUGGUUGUCAUCCUGCUGACCAUUGGGGGGAACAUACUGGUAAUUAUGGCUGUGUCCCUGGAGAAGAAGUUGCAGAAUGCCACAAACUUCUUCCUGAUGUCUCUGGCAGUAGCAGACAUGCUGGUGGGUAUCCUGGUCAUGCCCGUGUCGCUCAUUGCAGUCCUGUACGAUUAUGCUUGGCCUUUGCCUAAACAGUUGUGCCCUAUAUGGAUUUCCCUAGAUGUGCUCUUUUCAACUGCAUCUAUUAUGCAUCUCUGUGCCAUCUCUCUUGAUCGGUACGUAGCAAUUCGCAAUCCCAUUGAGCACAGCCGCUUCAAUUCCCGCACCAAGGCCAUUAUGAAAAUUGCUGCAGUUUGGACCAUAUCCAUAGGGAUAUCCCUGCCCAUUCCGGUCAUUGGUUUGCAGGAUGACUCCCGCGUGUUCGUGAACGGGACCUGCGUCCUGAACGACGAGAACUUCGUCCUCAUCGGGUCCUUCAUGGCUUUCUUCAUCCCCCUCAUCAUCAUGGUGAUCACGUACUGCCUGACCGUGCAGGUGCUGCAGAGGCAGGCCACGGUGUUCAUGUGCGGGGAGGUGCCCAAGCAGAGGAGGAGCAGCGUGAACUGCCUCAAGAAGGAGAACAACACGGAGAACAUUUCCAUGCUCCACAAUCACGAGGGGGCUUCCCACUUGAACUCCCCCGUGAGCAAGGAGGCGGUGCUGUUCAGGAAGGGAACCAUGCAGUCCAUCAACAACGAGAGGAGGGCCUCCAAGGUCCUGGGCAUCGUCUUCUUUCUGUUCCUCAUCAUGUGGUGCCCGUUCUUCAUCACCAACGUCAUGUCCGUGCUGUGCAAGGAGGCCUGCGACAAGGACCUGCUGAGCGAGCUGCUGGACGUGUUUGUGUGGGUGGGGUACGUGUGCUCGGGGGUGAACCCCCUGGUGUACACCCUCUUCAACAAAACCUACCGCAGGGCUUUCUCCAACUACAUCCGCUGCCACUACAAGCCCGGCAAAAAGUCGGCGCUGCGGCAGAACCAGUGUCUGAACGUGGCCUCGACGGCUUUGUACGGGAAGGACCUGACUUUGACCAGUUACAGAAAUGGCAAUGAGUUCAACAGCAUGGAGCUGGACGAGGCUGAGGAGGGCCUGGAGAUGCAGCCAGGGACCUCAGAGCUCUCCAUAAACAGCUGCAAUGUUGUGAGUGAACGGGUGAGCUGCGUGUGAAGGCGGCUCUGGCGGACUUUCGCCGUAGCCAAAAUACAUUGUGUAAAAAAAAAGUGUCUGUCAAAGGACAAUGUAAAUAUUGCAUUCUGAACAAAGCUUUCUUUUUUUUAAAAAAAAAAAAAAAAAAAGAGAAAAAGGAGUUGUCUUUCCAGUCCAGUACUUAAAAUAAUAUAUAUUAAUAUACUGCAGUGAAGUUUAAGGUUCUAUAUUUACUGUUAAUACUAGAUCAGAACUAUUAGUUACUUUGCAUAUGUCAUGGACAAAAUGUUUGAAUUCUUCUUCCAGUGCAUGAACAAAAAUGCUGAAUAUUUAUCUCAGGUGGAAUUUGCUGGAGUCCAGAAUGGCACGUUAAUAGUUAUAUAUCAAAUACAUGCUAUUAGACUUGGUCAGUAUAACUUUCUUUUUCAAGUUGACAGUAAAUAUAUACUUUAAAUCCUCACCCCUAUUUGUGCCGUGUAAAGACUUUACAGAAACCUGGCAGAGAGACAUCACAGCAGCGUGCAGGCACCUGGCCAGACAAGUCCUGUUCUAGCUAGUGGCUUCUGCCACACUGGGUCAUUCUUGCACUUCAGGGGACCUUUGUUAGGUUCUGGCUCCCUCUCCAGUCCUGCUUUCUCUUUCUGUUCCUCAGGAGGCUCUGGCUCUCCUGGGAAGGGUAGGGAAUGUGGUUUUGCAGUCCUGGCUGGGGCCACUUUCAGACUUGGAGAAGAAGCGUGAGAAACAGAGCGAUCCCCAGUUAUCCAUCUCAAACAUUCAAUAAAUGGAAUUCACUGAAAGCCCUCCUUUGGUCUUGCAGAUAUCCACCAGCUCUGGGAUGGAGCAGGCUGUGCUCAGCACUGCCCUCACAGAUUGCUGCAGGAUCAGGGGCUUUAGCCUGCCUGAAGAAAAGCACUCUGGCUUUGGGAGAGCCCGAAAUCUCUGCUCUCCUCACAUCCAGCCAUUCCUUAGCUGGUUUAGCAUUUGCUUUUAUUUCCCAGCACAGUGCUGGUGAUGGAACACUGCUUUGGGAGCAGAGCAGAAGGUUCUCUGUGUGGUGCUGGCCAGGGGGAGGCUGUGGGGAGCAGGAAUUGCCUCCCUGGGGAGAGCAGUGAGCGAGGGUCCCUGCUCCUGUCCCAGGAGGGAGUGGGCAGAGCAGGAUUGGAAUCAUUUGCUGGUGACGUUGUUCUAAAGCAAAUGGUGACCAGGGACAGCAGGGAAGCAGACCUGGAGCUAGUACAUGGAGUAUUAAUCUGGAGUAACUUUUAAAUUUGAUUUAUUCCAUUUUACUCGCAAGGUAAAUUAGAGUAGAUCAUAUUAACACCACUACAUCUUUAAUGAAAGCAUCCACAUUGGGACUGAGAGCAUUUUAAGUAAUCUACUUUUAAUACACACCAUGUACAAUUUGAAUUAAUUUUCCUCUGCAUUCCUGUGUACACAAACCCUCCAAGGCACUGUGUCUUUCUGGCACUGUGCCUCUGGGGUGAUGCCUCUCAUGCAGAUUUCCUUAUGUGGAGCAUUGUCUAAUGCCAGAUAUCACCCAUAAGGUUUUUAUAUCUUCAUUAACUACUACACAGAUGCUGCAAUGCCCAUCUAACAUGGAUGCAUUUAGCAUCACUGACAGCCUCUGGCUAAGAUAAUUGUCAGAACAGAGAAGCUUACACUAGGCAUGGAUAAAUCGCAUUUUAUUUACAUGAAUUGCUUGUACUCUCAGCUUGCUGUGUUCACUCCAUUAAAAUUAACUUGUAGAAGAACUGGAAAAUUCUACCAGUGCCUGAGGGGGUGUUGUGCUGUUGUGUGCAGCUACAACCUCUCUGAGGCCACUACUAAAACACAAAAAAACCACUAAAAACAUUUGGGUUGUAUCUGCUGCUGGGUUGGUCCCACACUGAUGCCCUGAAGUUGAUAUUUUCUCCCUCAUGCCCUCCUGGGAUAAAUCCAUAUUAUUUCCCUGCAGGCAGAGGAGGGAUCCCAGUGCAGAGUGCAGCUCAGUGCUUGCUGCUCCAUGUGCCAACCUGCAGAUACCACCAUGGGCUUGAAAGAUUGGGAAUCCACCCUCCUCUCCAAAAAGGUCAGGUAAUCAGUAGGAAAACCACUGGCCAGAGACACAAACUUGCACCUCCAGCGACUGAGAUUUUAUUAUCUCAAACAGUACAGAAAAAUAAUUUUUAAAAAAAAUUUAAAAAAAAAAUCACAGUACAUUUUAAUUUUUUCUCCCCCUUUGGGUGAAUUUAUAGCACAUCUCCUCCAAACAUGUAUAUGUGUAUGUAUAUAUAUAUACAAACUCACACGUGUGAGUUUGUACUUAUAUAUAUACACACACAUAUAUAUAUAUAUCUUUAAGAACCAACCACAGGCUUUGAAAGCAUUUAGCAAUAAGUUGAAUCACAGUAGCUUCUAGCACAUGUGUAAGUCGUGUGAAAAGCUCCUUUCCACAGCAUCCUCGAGCUCAGUGUAAGUGUUCACACAGGCAUUGUCUUUGCAUAGGAGCCUUCAUGUCUCACCCUUGCCAGUUCUGUUGUAUGGGCAAAAAAAAAAAAAAAGGGAACCUGCUAUAUUUGGAUGUAAAUAAUGAGAACUGAACAGAGAAUUUUCAGAAUUUUUAUAAGUGUUUUUAAAAAAUAAAAAUCAGCGCCAGAACUGUAAAUAUGCCAACCUCAGCUGGACCUGUUCUGAUGUCCAUCUCCUGUUUGGAUGAAGAGCCAAGGGGACUGACUGCCUUACAGCCUGCGUUCCUCCCAGCCAGCAGGGAGAACAUUUCUCUGAAUGGUUAAAUACUGUCACGUACCCAACUUUCUUUGGGUCAUUCACAUCAGGGUUUUGUGAUGCUGCUAUUAAUUUAUUAAAGAAAGUUUGUUGGUUUAAUCAUUCUUCAUUAUUUUUUUUUUCUUUUCAUGGUCUGUCAGAAAAUAAAUAAGUGAACAUGCCCUCUCUUUCUUUCAUCUGUCCCCAGCUAAAAUAUGUCCUCACCAAGAAAACAAACCAACAACAAAAAAUAAGAAUGAAGAUCUAUACUUAAAGUAUGGCCCACAGCUUUUUAAUCACAGGAAUUAGUGUCAGCAGAUAUCCCAAAACUCCCAACCCCAAAACUUGUUAAAUGUGAAAGCAGUGAUAGACUAUUCUCCCUUUUCAAAUUGCUCCCUCCAGGAACAACUGUCAAAAUUUACUUUUUUUUUUUUAAACUAUGUGAAUUUGAAGAACUGAUUUAGUUCUCUGAAACUUAACCAAAGUCAGGUUGUCCCCACAGCUGCUUUGCUUCUCCUGAGAUGUAACCAUCAACUGUGGUGGUGCCUCCAGAAGCCCUGCCUGGGGCUGGAAGCUUUGUGUGAGUCCUCAAAUCCCAGCUCAGGUAUGGUUUUAUCUUACAAACAGUGUCUGUGGUAGUGUUUUGCUUUGAUUUGGACUGCAGAAGUGGAGAUAAUUCCUUGGAAAUGGCUGGAGGCUGAGAUGUGCUGCCUGCUUUGUUUCCCAAAGCAGAUGGAGCGGUGCAGAGGCUGCCCACGGCCAGCACACACGCAGAGGCUCUGUCCUUUGGGACUGGGGAUUCUGCUCCUGGGGGCAGGACUGGCCUCAUCCUCAGCUCUAGGGGCUUGCAGCCUUCCCUGCCCAGGUCAGAAGCAAGGCUGGUGUCAGUGUCCAGGCACAAACCCCGUGGCUGGGCACCCUGCUUUGGAGACCUGGGCUGGCUCAUCCAUUCCACACAGCCAGGCCUGGGGUGUGGCACCCAUGGGAUCACCCUGGGGGCUUUGGGGACCCCUGUGUGCCUCACAGGCUGUGCUGGGAGGAGAAGGGCAGCUCCCCUCCUGUGCUUGCUGAAGGUAAGAGCAGCUACCCAGGGGCUGUGGCAUUUGGGAGGUGACACAGUUCAGAGCCAGUGCUGAGGAGUUUUAAGGCAUCCCCCCUCACCACGGCUCUUUAUUGUCUGAAUAGCUGGGAGUCUGUAAUAGUUUUCAUCUGAGUGAUGCUUUAAAGAUGUAAAUGUUAGGCCCUGUGUGAGUAAGCACUGUGAACAGCGUGGUUCUUGCUGUUUUCUCUGCAGACACACUCAUGUCACUCCUCAGAGCCUUUCUUCUGGAGAGCCUGUGAAGAGUUUCAUCACUGGUGUGGAGGGUGUCUGGUGCUCUUCCCAGUCAGCAUCCAAGGUGCUGGAGCCAUGAGGGCCCUGGAGAGACACAAGUUUUAAAGAAGAAACAUCUUCUGAGGAAGAAAAGCCAACCGCAAUCAGCCCUUCAGAAACACCACUUAACUCUGAGCUACUGAAGGGUGUCUGAUACUGUGGCAGACAAAUUGUGCAUUCCAACAGCAGAGCCCGCCUGUGAUAAAGGAGCAGAUGUCUCUUGGAUGGCUUUCCUCGCUGUGUCACAGUGUCAUUAGGAUAGCUACAUGCCAAGAACUGCGCUUGGCUUUGUCUCCAUUUCAGGGGCGGAGAAGGCAUCAGAGCUUUUUCCCAGGAAAAGGCACACACAAGAGCACCAAGCCUUGAGCAGGUGAAGCAGAAGGACAGAGAUGGGCAGAUGUCUGUGCCCACAUCUGUGCCCAUGAACACACACAUCCCAGAGGGCCACAGAUGUCACCACACUUCGUUCUUCCUUCA